AAUAUAUCAAGUCGAGGGUCUGUGGGCGUGUUGACAAACAGGAGCUGGUCCAGUCACCUCCCGCUUGUGAACGUCUUCUGCCUUGUUAUAUCUCUCACACAAGCCAUCAUGCCGGCUGAAAACCUUGAGGAACAGGGUCUGGAGAAGAACCCAGAUCUCAACUUGGCGCAGAUCAAGUUCAAACUGAUGAUGAGUGACUUUAAGAAUGACUCCAAGAUGAAAGCGGAGCUGUUGGAAGGCAUCGAGAAAGACAACAUGGCACCAUUCUACGAGGAAUGUAGCCGUGAUUUAGGCUGGCAGCUUGACAGUGCCAUGCUUGAUAAAAUGAAGAAGAAAAACGAGGCAGAGCUGCGCAAAAUGAAUGAAGCUAUUGAGGAAGCAGAGAAGUCCAUGGGAGAGACAGAGAUUCGAGAGGCAAACUUGAAGAAAGCUGAAUAUCUUUCACGCAUUGGAGACAAGGAGGAAGCAGUAAAAGCUUUUGCUAAAACCUACGAUAAAACAGUGUCUCUUGGGCAGCGUCUGGAUCUUGUGUUUCAUAACAUUCGUCUCGGUCUUUUCUAUCUCGACCACUCGCUUAUUACAAGAAAUUUAGAAAAGGCUAAAAGCCUAAUUGAAGAGGGAGGAGAUUGGGACCGCCGCAAUCGGCUAAAAGUAUAUGAAGGCGUUUACUGCAUGGCUGUCCGAGACUUCAAAAAGGCGGCCAACCUCUUUUUAGAUACUAUCAGCACUUUCACCUCUUAUGAGUUGAUGGACUAUACUAGAUUUGUAGGUUACACCGUGUUGGUGUGCAUGAUUGCCCUUCCCCGUAAUGACCUUAGAACCAAAGUUGUGAAAGGUUCAGAAAUUCAGGAGGUCCUUCACUCGGCUGAGGAUCUCAAAACUUACCUACUGUCAUUGUAUGAGUGUCAGUACCAUACAUUCUUCCAGAAGCUCUCCUGGGUUGAAGGCGAGUUGCGUCAUGACCGACUCCUAGCACCCCACUACAGAUACUACGUGAGAGAGAUGAGAAUUCUGGCAUAUACACAGCUGCUUGAAUCUUACCGCUCUCUCACACUUCAUUAUAUGGCUACAGCAUUUGGAGUUUCCAAUGAAUUCAUCGAUCGGGAAUUAUCACGAUACAUUGCUGCUGGUCGUCUUCACUGCAAGAUAGACAAAGUUGGCGGCAUUGUUGAGACCAAUCGCCCAGACUCAAAGAACUGGCAGUAUCAGGCUGUUAUAAAACAUGGUGAUAUUCUUUUGAAUAGAGUUCAGAAGUUGUCAAGGGUUAUAAAUAUCUAGUUCCUGGGAAUUAUAUUUGAAUUUAUUUUUUAUGGCAAACCAUUUUUCUAAAAGCUUGUAAUACAUUUAGUCAUAUUAAAAUGUAAAUUAAUGAGCUUGGUCUGUUUAUUUGAAUUUCCCGUCUUAAGUGUUCUUAUUGCUGUACUAUUUUGUGUGAAGAUAAUAUUCAUUAAUUUGUAAAUGCCAUGUCUAAUUGAAAUAUUUUCCAAAUGUAACAUUUCUGUAAUGGAACUUUGUUACACUUUAUCCAUAUUCAAUUUGUUGUAAUAUUUAUUAAUAAUUUUUGUAUAAAAGUAAUAAAUUAAAAA
This is a messenger RNA of Procambarus clarkii (red swamp crayfish), 1586 nucleotides long. RefSeq names its product regulatory particle non-ATPase 7 (gene Rpn7). The record is from RefSeq and is a predicted model, not a curated record. Gene Ontology annotation, molecular function: protein binding. NCBI's taxonomy places the organism in Eukaryota, Metazoa, Arthropoda, Malacostraca, Decapoda, Cambaridae. Gene Ontology annotation, biological process: proteasome-mediated ubiquitin-dependent protein catabolic process. Gene Ontology annotation, cellular component: proteasome regulatory particle.